GCUUGCGGGUUUCUGUUGAAGGCGGAGCACUGUCGUCCGUCCGCUUCAAACGCGUUUUUCACACGGUAACGUUAGAGUCGCGCGAGCCGAGCGGAACGGUGAACGAGAUACGAGUCCGAUGAGCAGCUCGAAACCCUCGUUUGACCUGCAUGCGAUCUACACUAUAUGUUGGGGAAAGGCCUGAAACGGAAGCUGGAGCAGGAGGAAGAGCACGACGUGAUGAGCUGCCCUCGGGAAGCGUCACCCACCUGCUACUGGCUCCAGCGGCAGACCGUGCUCAACCUCUCGCUGCUGAAGCUGCACAGCCAUCCGGGACACUCAGACCCCGGCCUGGCCCGCAGGGUGCUCAUCACCAACACGCUCCGGCACAUCCAGGACGAGCUGAGAGGCGAGGACGGCCCUGUACCCGGGUCUCCACUGGGUGUUGUUGACGGGUGUCGGGAACGCCCGGUGGAGUCCCAUAGUGAGAGCAGUUUGACGCCCGUGUCACGGUUGGAGGAGGACAGACAUCUGCUUCUCUGUCUGUCUCCGCCCACUUCAAGACAGCAACCCCCAUCAUCCUCUGUUAUUAAAGACAGCUUCACCUCAGCACUGGCUGAAAUUGAAGAUCUGUGCCCAACUGUGGGAAUAACCACUUUAUUUACUACAGAGACGGGCCGCUCGCUCACGUCAGACCCAAACCCCAGACAAACAGACCCCGGUCUUUCUGAAAUGAACAGCGGUACAGACUCAGUGUCAUCUCUCUCUGACUCCGCCCUUUCAGUGUUUGGCCACACCCCCUCGCUUCUCACUGACUUCUCAUUGGACGAUUUCCUGUUCACGGAAAUAGACAGCUUGCUGUUCGACAACAUUCCCUGCGGUUCAUCCCUGAGCGCGAGCUCGGGCUCGUCAAAGGUUUUUUCCAUGGUAACGGACGACCUCGUAAAGACGCUCACUGGUUACAGUAACGGCGGGACGAGCCAAUCAGGUCUUUCCUCUAAUCAGACUUUCAAACUGGAUCUGAGCGAACUGGAUCACAUCAUGGAGGUUUUGGUCGGGUCAUAAUUUGAUGCAUGUUUAAAUUAGUAUUUAAUAUUAUGGUCAAUUUUGACAAAUGUUUAUGGUUUCAAAAAGGGUUACGGUGGAAAAGAUGAUAUGCAUAUGUUCGUAUAUUUAUUCUGAUACAGUAACAAAGGAUGUAUGAUAUAAAUGUAAUAUAUUGCAGCAAUUUUAUAAUGUUAUAGAAUACUAUUUUCUCCUGUGGAAAUUACAUAUGAAUUACGUUAUUUUAGUAUUUAAAUGUUUUUAAUAAAUAAAUAAACAAGAUAAAAUUGCUUUUAGUUUGUUC
This is a messenger RNA of Carassius carassius (crucian carp), 1327 nucleotides long. Its product is annotated as SERTA domain-containing protein 2-like. Gene Ontology annotation, cellular component: nucleus. The transcript is spliced from 2 exons. Bases 166 to 1044 code for a protein of 292 amino acids. NCBI's taxonomy places the organism in Eukaryota, Metazoa, Chordata, Actinopteri, Cypriniformes, Cyprinidae. The record is from RefSeq and is a predicted model, not a curated record. Gene Ontology annotation, molecular function: transcription regulator activity.